Lotus japonicus is the source of this 2621-nucleotide messenger RNA. RefSeq lists its product as uncharacterized. Gene Ontology annotation, biological process: protein phosphorylation. NCBI's taxonomy places the organism in Eukaryota, Viridiplantae, Streptophyta, Magnoliopsida, Fabales, Fabaceae. The coding region runs from base 204 to 2339 and encodes 711 amino acids. The record is from RefSeq and is a predicted model, not a curated record. Gene Ontology annotation, molecular function: ATP binding; protein kinase activity. The transcript has 21 exons.
AGAAAUUAAGAACGCACAAAAAUCGAAACAAGAGGAAAACAUGAUGAAACACACAAGUUGUUGUUCGAUCUUCGAAGUUCCUCUCUGAGAAGAAGCCCCAAGUAACUGCACCUACACACACACACUGCUCAUUGAAGAAGAACCCCUCGAAUUCUCCAACAGAUCGCGAACCCAAAUGGCAUUCACUGAUGUAUGUGUAGUCAAUGUAUGAGGCUGGCCCUGACGAAUUGCUUCUGAGAAUGGAUGAUGUAGCGGGUCUAUCGGAGGCAGCAGGUUCGAGAUUUACUUCGUUGGAGCUUAUUGGGCAGGGAUCCUUCGGUGACGUCUAUAAAGGGUUUGACAAGGAGCUCAACAAAGCAGUCGCCAUCAAAGUGAUUGAUUUGGAAGAAUCAGAGGAUGAUAUUGAGGAUAUUCAGAAGGAAAUAUCUGUUUUGUCACAAUGUCGAUGUCCAUAUAUCACAGAGUAUUAUGGUUCCUUUCUCAAUCAAACUAGACUUUGGAUAAUAAUGGAAUAUAUGGCUGGCGGCUCUGUUGCUGAUCUGCUCCAAGCAGGUACUCCCCUUGAUGAAAUGUCAAUUGCUUGCAUUCUACGUGACUUGCUGCAUGCUAUUGAUUACCUACACAAUGAAGGAAAAAUUCACAGAGACAUUAAAGCUGCAAAUAUUCUAUUGUCAGAGAGUGGUGAUGUAAAGGUGGCAGAUUUUGGUGUUUCUGCUCAAUUAACAAGGACUAUAUCAAGGAGAAAGACAUUUGUAGGAACACCAUUCUGGAUGGCACCUGAGGUUAUUCAGAAUACAGAAGGGUAUAAUGAGAAGGCAGAUAUUUGGUCCCUUGGGAUUACUGCAAUUGAGAUGGCAAAGGGGGAGCCUCCACUUGCUGAUCUUCACCCCAUGAGAGUGCUUUUCAUCAUACCCCGAGAGAAUCCACCACAGCUAGAUGAACAUUUUUCUCGUCCGCUGAAAGACUUCGUUUCGUCAUGUUUGAAGAAGGUUCCUGCUGAGAGGCCAAGUGCUAAAGAACUUCUCAAAGAUCGUUUUAUACGGAAUGCUAGGAAGAAUCCAAAGCUCUUGGAAAGAAUAAGGGAGCGUCCAAAGUAUCAAAUAAAGGAAGAUCUGGAGACACCUAGAAAUGGCCCAAGAGGGAUAGGGGAGGCAUCAGAUACUAUGAAGGUGGCGAGAGAUUUUAAAGGUGAAGAAGCUAAUCGAGCAAGCAAUCUGGGUAAAACCCUUAAAAGUGCUGGGUGGGACUUCAGCAUUGGUGGAUCAGAGGGUACUGGAACCUUUCGUAGUGCCUCACGACCGCCGCAGUUUAGGGAAAAGAAAACUGAAGUUUCAAACAAUCAGCUUACCCAAAGAAAAGCUCCCGAGAUUGGUUAUCAAGAGGGAUCUGCCAAUAGAAGUUCACUUAAUGAGUCACUUGAAAGUUCCUUUGGAAAAGAUGUUAGAGUUUCUUACGAUGAUGUGCAGCUGGAUAAUCAACUUGAAGAUGAUGAAUUGUAUGGGAAUGGAUCAGGAACAGUUGUUAUUCGAUCUCCAAUAGGAUCAAGGCCACCUGUUUUUCGUGACCAAAGCUCCCAGUCUAGCGGCAGCUAUGCUUCUUUUGAAGAUACUUCUACAAGCGGAACUGUUGUUUUUCGUAGCCAGCAUGAUGAUUCUGAUUCUCCACAGACACCAAGGACCCGUCUAGGACUUCAUGACAGAAAUUCAAAUGCAUCGUUGGAAGAUAGCGCUAUAAACCUUGCCGAGGCAAAGGCUGCUAUCCAAGGAGGGCAAAGGAAAGCAAAUGCUCGAGAGAGAUUUUCCCUGGCAAAAAUCAACACCGAAAUACCGGAAAGCAAGCGAGACCAAUUGAGUAGCAGCUCUGAUUCGUUGAGAUCAAGUCGUGAAUAUAUUGAUGCACAAAAGGGUGUGUUAAGACCACACUAUGAUGAUGAGGAAAGUACUAAAAUAGUAUCAACCUCGGUCCCAUUAUCAGCUUUGCUUAUUCCUUCAUUAAAAGAGGCCAUUGCUGAUGAUCCAGAAGGUUCCAUGGUUCGGGCAGUCAUCAAUGCUUUCGUAGACAUGGAGGGUUCAAUGCCUAGAUCCUGUGAUGUUCUUGUCAAAAAAUUGCUUCAGCGGUUGGCAAGUUCAAAGGAAGAUUCAUUGAAGGACCUGAAGGAAUUGGCAAGCCAAAUAUUUAGCAGGACCAUGUCAGCAGAAGAAACCCGAAAUGCAGAGGCUGAUAAUCGGAAGAAACAACAGAACAAGGAACGUCAUCCAAAUAGCAAUUCAAGCCCUCUUGCAAGAUUUCUUCUCUCAAGAUGGCAAAGCCAAACCUCACGGGAUCUACACCAGUCUUGAGCAGAGUUGGAAGUUUUACCAUUUUGUGUGUUGUCUGGCUAUUUAUGCAUUUUUUAUUAAAUGUACAUAUUUCACUGUAAGAAAUUGUUUUUCUACUUCUAUUAGUAUUUUAAAUUAAUUUAUUUUGGUUUUUAUUUUUUUGUCUCAUAGUGCAAGUGACAUCAAAGCUGUAUAAUUAGAGGGACUUUCAGUUACAUCCAUAUUGUAAGACUAUAUUGAUUUGUAUUUUUCAGUCCAGAUAAAUGUGGGAGAAUAAGCUAAUACAAAAAUGAUUUCAUUUUA